Gongylonema pulchrum is the source of this 378-nucleotide messenger RNA. The record is from the annotation of a GenBank genome assembly. Lineage: Eukaryota; Metazoa; Nematoda; Chromadorea; Rhabditida; Gongylonematidae.
AUGUGUGUUUGUACAAGCAUCUCUAGUCACAUUUUUCAGUCAGUGAUAUUAUUUUCGCAGUCGGAUGAAAUCGGGUUGUAUUUCAUAUUCCCACUGAUUGUUCAUCUCGGCAAUUUAUAUCAUACGCUUUAUCGACAUUACUACAGCCUCGACGGGCGAUUCGAUAUGGCCCGAGUGCUGGACGUUGAAGACUUAAACAUGAAAGCCAGAUAUGCAUUCGCCUCAAUGGGAAGUUUUAUGCUAGCGAUACUCGGGCAUUUCAUGCUGCGCGACAUCUCAUCCACCCUUUAUCACAUUGCCGACAUCGCAUCGAUUGCCUCAUCCGGCUUCAUUCUGGCAUAUGAAGUAAUCGAGACAGUGAAAAGCAAAAUUUCAUGA